This is a messenger RNA of Leucoraja erinaceus (little skate), 3589 nucleotides long. RefSeq names its product secreted frizzled-related protein 4-like. The transcript is spliced from 6 exons. Gene Ontology annotation, molecular function: Wnt-protein binding. Gene Ontology annotation, biological process: non-canonical Wnt signaling pathway; canonical Wnt signaling pathway. The record is from RefSeq and is a predicted model, not a curated record. NCBI's taxonomy places the organism in Eukaryota, Metazoa, Chordata, Chondrichthyes, Rajiformes, Rajidae. Gene Ontology annotation, cellular component: cytoplasm. Bases 2031 to 3053 code for a protein of 340 amino acids.
AGGGGUCAUCGUUUAGAGGUGUAUAAAAUCAUGAGAUUGGCUAAAUGCACAGUCUUUUACCCAGAGUAGGGGAAUCAAGAACCUGAGGACAUAGGUUUGAGGUGAAGGGAGAAAGAUUUAAUAGCAACCCGAGGGGCAACUUUGCUACUCAAAGGGCAUUAGUUAAUUGGAACGAACGGAGGUGGUUGAGGCAGGUACUAUCACAAUGUUUAAAAUGCUCUUGGACAGGUACAUGAACAGGAUAGGUUUAGAAGGAUAUGUGCCAAACGUAGGCAGAUGUGACUAGUUAAAUGGUGCAUGUUGGUUGGUGUGGGCAAGUUGGGCUGAAGGGCCUGAUUCCAGGAUGUAACUAGUAGAAUGAAUAAGGGAGAGCCAGUGGAUGUGGUGUAUCUGGACUUUCAAAAAGCCUUUGACAGGAUCCCAAACAAAAGAUUAGUGUACAAAACUAGAGCACAUGAUAUUGGGGUAGGGUAUCAACAUGGAUAGAGAACUGGUUGACAGACAAGAAGCAAAGAGUAGAAAUUAACAGGUCCUUUUCAGAAUGGCAGGCAGUGACUAGUGGGGUGCCGCAAGGCUCUGUGCUGGGACCCCAGUUAAUUAUAAUAUAUAUUAACGAUUUAGAUGAGGAAAUUAUAUGUGACAUCUCCAAGUUUGCGGAUGACACAAAGCUGGGUGGCAGUGUGAGCUGCGAUGAGGAUGUUAUGAGACUGCAGGGCGACUUGGAUAGGUUGGGUGAGUGGGCAGAUGCAUGGCAGAUGCAGUAUAAUGUGGAAAAAUGUGAGGUUAUGCACGUUGGUGGCAAGAACAGGAAGGCAGAUUAUCUGAAUGGUGUCAUAUUAGGAAAAGGGGAGGUGCAACGAGAUCUGGGUGUGCUUGUACAUCAGUCACUGAAAGUUAGCAUGCAGGUACAGCAGGCAGUGAAGAAAGCUAAUGGCAUGUUGGCCUUCAUUGCCAGAGGAUUUGUUUAGGAGCAAGGAGGUACUACUACAGUUGUACAGGGCCCUGGUGAGGCCACACCUGGAGUAUUGUGUGCAAUUUUAAUCUCCUAAUUUGAGGAAGGACAUUAUUGCUAUUGAGGAAGUGUAGCGUAGGUUCACCAGGGAUGGGGGACUGGCAUAUGAUGAAAGAAUGGGUCAACUGGGUUUGUAAUCACUGGAAUUUAGAAGGAUGAGAGGAUAUCUUCAAGAAACAUAUAACAUUCUUAAAGGAUUGGACAGGCUAGAUGCAGGGAAAAUGUUCUCGAUGUUGGGUGAAUCCAGAACCAGGGAUCAUGGCCAUUUAGGACUGAGAUGAGGAAAAACUUCUUGGCCCAGUGAGUUGUCAAUCUGUGGAAUUCUCUGCAACAGAAGGCAGUGGGGGUAAUUCACUGGAUGUUUUCAAGCGAGAGUUGGAUUUAGCUCUUAGGGCUAAAGAGAUCAAGGGAUAUGGGGAAAAAUCAGGAACGGGGUACUGAUUUUAGAUGAUUAGCCAUGGUCAUAUUGAACUCUGCCGUCGUCUCUGCUGGCUCGAAGGGACGAAUGGUUAUGGCCUACUUCUGCGCCUAUUUUUAUGUUUCUAUGACUCAAUGACUAUAAUAGAUGCCUAUGAAUGUACGUGGACUGCAACAUUAGACAUGGUUGUGCUACAUUUAAUUGUCCCGCACUGCAAAAUUGACAUCUGUAAUGUACGACAGCAUUGCUUUUAGGACAUUUACAGCAGGUAGAACAUGUCUCCCUAUAAGCAGAAAAGCGUCAAUUGUGUGAGUAUGAUGCCUCUGCAUGAACGAGAACACAUUGUUCUGCAACUCUCGAAUGCCGAUCCAAAGACAUAAUUUCCAGGAGCAUGUUUUUGGAUCAAUCUGAUAGCUCCCGAGUGCCGGGAAUUGACGGCAGGACCUCCUUUCACUCGUUUUAAAUUACACCCUCGCCCUUAAUUGGUCGCUCCACUUAAAUGCACCACGCCACCCUACCUGAACAUAUUUUUUUAAAAAAAUCAACAUAAAACUGUAUAUAUAUUGUGUCGGAGCCGUCAGUUUGACCGCGCCUUGCAAGAUGUUCCCAAUGAUUUGUGCGAUGUGCUUUUGGCUUGUUGCGCGCGUCUUCGUACAGGGAGCACUUUGCGAACCGAUUAAGAUCCCGAUGUGCGAGGCGAUGCCCUGGAAUAUCACGAGAAUGCCCAACCAUCUCCAUCACAACACCCAAGAAAAUGCUAUUCUGGCUAUAGAGCAGUACGUGGAAUUAGUGGAUACCAGUUGCAGUCCAUUGCUGCGCUUCUUUCUCUGUGCAAUGUACGCGCCCAUCUGCACCUUUGAAUUUCUUCACGAUCCUGUUAAACCAUGUAAGUCAGUUUGCCAGAGAGCAAGAGACGGGUGCGAGCCUAUUUUGAAAAUAUACAAUCACAGCUGGCCCGAGAUUCUAGCUUGCAAUGAUUUGCCCGAAUACGACCGAGGAGUCUGCAUCGCUCCCGAGGCAAUUGUCACUGAUUUAGCCGAAGAUUCAAAGUGGAUAGAAUUCACCGGAGAUGCGCUUGUCGCGAAGGCUUCUGCCUGUAAGACCUGGAAUUCAAAUCAUUGUAAAUGUAGAAAAAUUAAACCAACGCUAAAAACGUACUUGGGCAAGAAUUAUAACUAUGUUAUUCGGGCCAAAUUAAAAGAAGUGAGCAGAAGUGGAUGUAAUGAAAUCACAACUGUAGUGGAGGUGAUUGAAACUUUCAAAUCAUUGACACCUAUUAUGCAACCUUAUGUAACCAUUCUCACCAAUUCUUCAUGCUCAUGUCCUCAAUUACCACCCAACCAAGAUUCACUUAUCAUGUGCUAUGUUCUUCACUCACGACUGAUGCUCUUUAAUGGCUGUUUGGUUGCAAAAUGGAAAGAUCAAUGGGUUAAACGAUUGAAGCAUUGGGAACAAAGAUUAAACCAACAACAGCGAUUGGGUGUUAUUCAUGAGAGAAACCAAAAUACUGGACACAGUGAGCGAGGUGGUGAUCCAAAGCUAAGGUCGAAGAACCGAAACCAUGUUCCUGGCAAACCUGGUAAAAUAGCCAAUAAAAACAAGAAGGAAGCCAAGAAACUAUAAAUUGGAAAGUUGAUGCAGCUACAACUAUCUUGUAUUCUUGAUAUCAGACAUUGGCUUCAAUAGCAUGCAGCAAACUGUAUUUACAAACGUCUGUAUAGUAUCAACAACAUUGAAUGUUUUGAAUUUCAUUAUGCAGGCACUGCCAACCAUAGCCAUUGGUUUGCGCUACAAUGUGGUGGGCAUCUUUGAUAACUCUCAUAUUUCAAAGCAAGGAAAUAUGUCUGAAUAAUUUCUGUCCAUCUUAUAUUCUUGAGAAAUCCACCUUGCUACUGCAUAGUUGCUUGCUGCACUGCAUGUUGACAAUGUGCCAUUUGUAAGUUUAUCUCUAUCUCUGAAUUAUUAUUUUCCCUAACAUAGAUAUAUUGCAUUACUUAUUUAAAAUAUCAUUCUUCCAAUGUGUCAGUUUAAUAUAAAAAAACUGAUAGAAUAACAAUAAAUGAAAAUACUGCAGAUGCUGGAAAUCUGAAAUAAUAACUAAAAUCUCUGGAAAAACUUAGUAGGUUGGAGACCAUUCAUAACUAUUAUGUUAGAUUGUA